GUAUGGCAUCUUGGAGGUUGUCAAAUCCAUCAACUGCCCCUGGUAUGUUCAGAUAAUUAAUUGAAAAUAAAUAUUGCAUUACAAUAUCAUUGGUUAUUACAAUAUAUAGAACAUGCCAAUAGUUUGAAUUAUGCAUUUACUUUGUAGAUUCAUAUGUUUACUCUUACAGAAUAUUAGUAAGGUCAACCCUGUCUGAAUUAACAGUUUCUUUAAGAUGCCAUUAAAGAGGCGAGGGCUACAAAUUUUAUAGAUUAUAGUGGUAAAACAUACGGUAACAGGCUACUGUAGGUGGUUGUUUCUGUCUGAGAAAACUUAGUGGUACUCUGUUUCCCUGCCAGUCUGUGGGAGGCGUAGGGGGCUCAGGAGACCUCUCUCCAUGGCCAGAGACUCACUGAAAGUACUGAGGAGGGGGAGAGAGGGGAGAGGGAAGCGUGGGACUCCGGCUUGCCCCUGCCCACCAGGAGCCUCUGAGCCAACAGAGCGGAGAGACUCUCCCCAGCCACAGUGCAGGAGAGUGGACGCCAACUCUGUGAGAAGGCGCAGGCCUCCAGUAAUCGGCUCUAGAGAUGGGAUGAAACACUUUCCCCGUAAGAGGCUGGAGGCCGACUCUGUGAGGAGGUGCAGGUCUCCGUGCGGAAGAAGGAGAAACUCUCCCCAAGGCAGGAGGUUAGACAACCCUAUCAGGAGACGCAGGUCCCAGAUCGAGAGGGACCAAUCUCCUGGGAGCUGCAGAGAGAGGGAGGGAGUGAGUGAUGAGAGUAAGGAAGAAGAGGAAGGUAACAGCAGCAGUUCUGGCUCUGCCAGUGAGAGUGAGACAUCUGGAGAGAGUGAAGGAGAAAGACAGGAGAGAGAAAGUAGAAGAGUGAUGAAGCAGGCUGCUUGUCUGUUUGAAGAGAUAUCAGGGCUGAGGGUCAGGGAGAGUCACACCCAGGAGACAGAGAGUGAGGAGGAACAACAACAACAAGCAUUCCCUUAUUUGUUGAGAGUAAGGACCAACAGAACACCCAACCAUUUACCAAGAGAGAAUGCUAGAGGCCGAGCCAGACCCAAACCAAAACCAAGUAGGAGCGAACCCACCAACAACGACUCUCCCGGCCCAUCCCGAGCCAAGAACCCACGCAUGAGGCCCAACAUGAUCAAACUGAAGUCCAGAGAGAGAGUCAAAGCCAAGGACAUGGGGGAGGAAUCGCUCCUGAGCCGACGCAGAAGUCGAAGUGAGACAUCCAGCAGAAGUCCUUCUUCUCAGAGUGAGACAGUAGGAAGACGGGUCACUCCAGCCUUAACGUACACUUACAGACUAAGGCCCAGAGCCCCAGCUCCAGCUCCACAUAGGCAGGCCGAGCUUGAGAGAGAAGCUGCUGCCAUUAGAGAGAGGGGGAGAAAGAGAAAAGAGGAAACCCUGAGAGGACAGAACGAAGUCCAGGAGGAAGAGGAAGACGAGGAGGAGGAGGAGGAAAAGGAGAGCGCAGCUCUUUCCUGCUCGGGACUGAAGGGAGGGAGAGGAGGGUUGGUGAACAAUGGUAAGGGACUAAACCUGAGAUGGCGUGAUGACAACACCAAACGGAAGAGAAGAAAGAGGGCCAGAGAGGAGGAGGAGAGCAGUGAGGAGUUGGUGGAGAGGGUGUGGUCCAGGGAGGGUUGGAAGAGGAAUAAGAACAAUAGAAACACUAGUCCGGAGAUACCCAUCGUUAUCCACUAUCUAACCCGACAAAGGAGAGGCCAGUUGAAGAACCCACUACCCAACGAUAGAGGAUCGUCCUCUUCUUCUUCAUCCUCAGACUCCAGUAUCUUUAAUCUUGGACCCAACCCCAGUAGCUUUGAGUCUCUCUUCACACUGGGGAGCAUGCUGGGUAAAGGAGGAUGUGGGGCGGUCUACGCCGCCAUGCGCAAAAGUGACGGCCAACAGGUGAAGCUUUUAACAGUUGGUUAAAAGAAUUCUAAUUCUGGUCGUAGUAAGUUAACGGAUAGAUGAAAAUUCUAACGUUUCCUCCUAUCAAUAUUCACAUAACGCAAGAAGUGAAAGCACACUACUAUAUGAAUAUAUCAUGUUGCUUUUACCCCGUC
Molecule: messenger RNA, 2064 nt
Organism: Oncorhynchus tshawytscha (Chinook salmon)
Lineage: Eukaryota; Metazoa; Chordata; Actinopteri; Salmoniformes; Salmonidae
Product: ABC transporter F family member 4-like
Exons: 2
Coding region: 377-1930 (517 amino acids)
Source: RefSeq, a predicted model, not a curated record